AUGCAAUACAAGAAAUUCACAGUCGUCUGCGAGGGUUUUGAUUCUGAUCUGUUUGCGUGGAAACGAUUAGACCAUGUGAUACUGCCAAAAGGCGAAUUUUUACAGAUUUCAAGCGUACCGGUAUCGAAUAACCGGUUCUUGCAUUGGUUAACGACGUCAAACAAAAAUGUGUUCCGGUUUUGUAUGAAAACCGAAACAUGGUCACUCCUCCCACUUCCAAACGAUUUAUUGUACUCUUCUUCCCUCGUUUUAACUAAUUACGAAGGUAAGCUAGGCAUCAUUCGUUGGAGACCGAAAAGCGGACGAGAAUUAAAGUGGACUUGGGUUUUGGAUAGCACUUUUGGAAAAUCGUGGGUGAAUCCGAAAGAAGAGAAAAGUAUUGUGGAAGAAGAUAAAUUUGUUAAACCUGUGUGGUUACAUCCAAGUAACGACGUGAUACUGAUGGCUGGUUUCGAUUGGGUCGGCCUUUACAAUAUGAAGACUAAUAAUCGCAUGAAACCUCAACGUUUCAAGGUAAGUCUUCCAUAUUCGUUCGACUACACUUCUUCUUCCGUUAAUUAUUUCCCUUUUCGUUCUGAUUACGAGAAACUUGAUCUGAACGAAGAUGAUGUUGAAAAAUCUAACGAUAGAAGUUAA
Microthlaspi erraticum is the source of this 636-nucleotide messenger RNA. The record is from the annotation of a GenBank genome assembly. Lineage: Eukaryota; Viridiplantae; Streptophyta; Magnoliopsida; Brassicales; Brassicaceae.